CCGGAUGGCUUCACUACGCAACGUUGGAAUUUCCCAAGUAUCGCGAGAAAAUGCGAGAUCGAGAGUGACGUCUUCGGGGUUUGCGAUCACAGGACGCGGUCAUCCAGCAGUCCUUCCUUCCUUCCAUCGCGGAAGAGGCAAAAGUAAAAACAGGGAUAGUCUGCACUCAAUACUACAAGAGAAGUCCAGGAUGAAAGGGCUGUACUGCAAACUGGGUGAAACAGAGGAGCUGAAGUUUAUUAUACAGGAGACGAGUAUAGCUGCAACUCUUGGCGAUCAUCAAGUCAAAGUCCAAGUCAAAGGCUGUUCGCUUAGUCCCGUAGACAUCAAGCUGUGUGAGGAUUUAAAGCUGCAGAGGGAACUUGUCCCAGUGGGUCGAGAGAUAGCCGGAGUCGUGCUUCAAGUGGGGCCCAAAGUGACCUUCUUCCAGCCUGAUGAUGAAGUUGUAGGAAUUCUUCCCCUGGAUGCUGAGAUGUCCGGCCUUUGCGACGUCGUCCUGGUGGAUGAAUAUGAUUUAGUUCAGAAACCCGAGAAGGUUAGCUGGUUUGAAGCUGCCGGAGCAAUUAAGGAUGGUCUCAGGGCCUACACGGCGCUACACACUCUAGCCCACAUGGCUGUCGGAAACACACUGCUUGUCCUGGAUGGGGCGAGUCCUUUUGGUGUGCUGGCCAUCCAGCUUGCCCAUUACCACGGGGUAAAAGUCCUCACUACUGCCAUAUGUCCCGAUGACCAGAAAUUUCUAGAACAGCUUCGACCAAGUAUAGGUGUGCUGGAAUCACUCAUAGCAAGAGUGAUUGGAGUCUGGGACCCAAAAGUGGAUUUAGUGGACUCGUGCAUGGAAGAGACUGGAGGACUUGGGGUGGAUAUAGUCAUUGAUGCAGGAGUGCGUCUUUACGAAGAGGAACCUGAGGUGAAGAGACAUUUUCCACACAAGCACAAUAUUAUCUCUCUGCUUGCAGUUGGGGGCCACUGGGUCACUACAGAAGACACCUUGCAACUGGAUCCUCCAGACAGUCGCACUCUCUUCCUGAAGGCCGCAUCCGUCUCCUUUCUAAAUGAAGAAGUGUGGGAAGCGUCCAGGGCCAGACAAGGCAGAUAUCUUCAUAUAAUGAAGGAUGUGGUGGAGAAGCUAUCGACAGGGAUUCUCAGGCCACUGUUGGAAAAACCUGUGCCCUUGUAUGAAGCCACAGUUUCUAUGGAAAUGGUGCAGAGGCGACAAGUCAGAAAGCGAGUUGUGGUGAAGCUUUAAAUAUCAAAGAACUACAAAGUCCAGAGUUCUGUGAUUUAAAAGAAAUACUGUAAAUACAAAUAUUGAUUUUUGGUGAUUUUUCUUUUUUCAGCAGGCAUUAAAUAUGUGUGUUUCAUCUGAUAGAUAGCAAAAGACUGUGACUAAAAAUAAUUCUAUACAAAUGUUCUGAUAUUAAAAUGUUUAUAAUUAUCAUUA
Silurus meridionalis is the source of this 1444-nucleotide messenger RNA. It is a transcript of the gene cryzl1, whose product is annotated as crystallin, zeta (quinone reductase)-like 1. The coding region runs from base 5 to 1249 and encodes 414 amino acids. Gene Ontology annotation, molecular function: oxidoreductase activity. The record is from RefSeq and is a predicted model, not a curated record. Lineage: Eukaryota; Metazoa; Chordata; Actinopteri; Siluriformes; Siluridae. The transcript has 14 exons.